This is a messenger RNA of Eufriesea mexicana, 2547 nucleotides long. It is a transcript of the gene Atf3, whose product is annotated as Activating transcription factor 3. The coding region runs from base 97 to 906 and encodes 269 amino acids. Gene Ontology annotation, biological process: regulation of transcription by RNA polymerase II. Gene Ontology annotation, molecular function: RNA polymerase II cis-regulatory region sequence-specific DNA binding; DNA-binding transcription factor activity, RNA polymerase II-specific. The transcript has 4 exons. Gene Ontology annotation, cellular component: nucleus. NCBI's taxonomy places the organism in Eukaryota, Metazoa, Arthropoda, Insecta, Hymenoptera, Apidae. The record is from RefSeq and is a predicted model, not a curated record.
UGCGCCGGCAGCCGACGGAGAAGGACGGUUUGGGGCGUACCGGGACGCUGCGUUGUCGUUCGCACUGAAAAGGUUAAAUGGUAAUCUAAACCGACCAUGUACAACCUGAACGUGAACGUGAAUCCUAGUCCAACGGCUGCCGCGGGUCUUCUCGGUGUCGCGGCGGCCGAGGUCACACCAAGGACACCGGAAAUCGUAAACUCCCUAAUCGCCAUGACCAAUCCCUUCGAGGGUUACACGAACGAGAGAAGCAGGGACCGUACGGACUCGACUAGCAGCGGUGAGCCGAGCCCACCGAGUGUUCAGCACACCUGUAGUCAGCUCAUUAAAGAAGGACUGAAGUUGACGCUGCAGACGAAGAGGAGAGCCAACGGGACCGGGGACGACACGAAGAAGAAGACGAAGAAGGAAGACGGAAGCGCGGAUGACGAAGAGGAGGAAGAGGCGAGCAGCAACAACAGCCGCGGUGGAUUGACGCAAGAGGACGAGGAAAGGCGCCGAAGGAGACGCGAGAGGAACAAGAUAGCCGCUACCAAGUGUCGGUUGAAGAAGCGGGAAAAGACAGUGACCUUGGUGCAGGAGUCAGAGAUCCUCGAGACGCAGAACCACGACCUGAAGACGCAGAUCCAGGAGCUGGAGACGCAGAGGCGCAGGCUGGUAGACAUGCUCAGUCUCCAUGGACCGACCUGUCUGAAGCAAGGUGGCACGGAUACCUCGUACCAGCAGUUUGCAGAACCUUUGCAGCUGCCCAGUUACCAAGAGAACUUCGUGCAGCCACCACCGGCAUUGAACCAGCCUCAGAAUUGCGUGACAGAGUACCCGGUGAAGGUGGAGGAGUACGAAGGUGACUUUUAUCGACAAGAAAGUAACUUCGUGCCGACCUCAGACGCCGGUUGCACGGUUUAGUAGCUUUAUCGACGUCGUAACAACGCCUAACCGCGCCAUUUUGAGGAGUUAUUUCUCUGAAGAUUCGGUUUACCGAUUGGAAAAGAUGGAACGUGAUUCCGCUGAAGGUUCAACGUUGUCUGAUGGCGAGAGAACAGUUGCAUGCAUUCCAAGAAGACACAAGAAAGCGGGAACAUCUAUGUUGGCUGGUGGGAACGUCGUCCGGGAAACGAUCUGGGGAUUUUGAAUGAGUUUCUCAGACCAUUCUUCGUGAUCUGUCCCUUAACACUUCCGGUAAACCGAACCUCCUGGAUCUCCUUUCUCUGUUAAUCGCAAGUCUGUAGUUCAUAAGUUGAUUACUGUAAUAACAGCGCGCUCCUGUUUCUCCCUUUUACCCUGUUCUUUCUACUUCUUUCGUCUUCUUUUUUUUAACACGUCCCUUUAUACUCGAAACGUUCGCUGUAGAACGCUUGAAGACAUUCCUUGAAAGUAACCCUUUCUUGAAAGUAAGUAACCGAUUCCUUGAACAUAAGUACUGUGACAUUCUAAGGUAUAAUUAAUGUAAUCGAUAACUGUAAGGUAGAAACGGACCGCCUUUACGAUACCUGAUUUAUUGAUAUCGAUAUAUCGACGUAUCGAGUUUAAAACGUAGAAAGGAAUUGAGUUCUUGUAUUUAAUUUUUUACCGUAUCGUACCAAAUUUUUUUCUAAAAAAAAAUAUUUGGCCGUCAUUGAUAAUGACGAUGAAGCGCAAAAAUCGAGCGUCGCAAAGGUGUUACGUUGUUUUAAGUAAGAAUCGAGAAUGUCUUUUACAAAUGGCGGAUAGCGUCAGGUGCCGUUAUUUCUUUUUUUACGCGACCGCUUCUUCUCGAUUCGCCAGUGAGAGAAAAAGAGUAUAAUUUAUAACUCAACAUAUGAUAAGUCUUCUGAUAUUGAUCACGACUAUCUCACGUGCAUUGGGACGCGAUUUCGAAACGUGUUCCCAAAGGAUACUUAUAAUUAUACGAGUAAUCGAAAACGAUAUAUUUAAUUCUAUGAAAUGUGCAUAUUUUAUACAGAUUACGUAUGUUAUUAUAUUUACACUCGCAGAGACACGCACAUGUCAAACACGUACGCGUCAUUAACAGUUAACGAACACACGAUUACAUGACGAUUAAUGACAAUGGCCCAACGACAUACCUCAAUUCCGUGGGUAGUUACCCUCCCUUAGUGCGUUUGCGUGAAAAGUUUGUUAUUUUCUAACCUCCUUUCACAUUGUGACUCUGAUCGUGGUAUUGUUGAAAUUGUUUGAUAUACGAAGUAAUAGCGACAAGGAGAAAUGCCAAAGAACCAUCAGAAAUAUCGAUCAGAGAAUAUUUGUUUUUAUCGUAAGAAAGAUUAUUGGUAGAAAGAAAUUAGUAAACGCACUUUGGGCUACGCUUACGCGUUCUUGCAAUUUACGGAAGCUAGUUUAAUACUUAGCCGAACGCUAUGAUUAAUAGUGAAACGCUUUUUCGAGUCCACGGACUAAAAGAUGCUUUUCAUUCACUCGGAAUGUUACCGCCGGUUGAUCUAACGAAGGAGAAGAUUUUUCUUACACUUCGUGAAAUGGAAGUGAGACAAAGUCUUCCUCUUAUUCUUCUUUCACGAGAUUAAAAAAGCGUCCACGAACAUUAAAAAUGUU